This is a messenger RNA of Mauremys mutica (yellowpond turtle), 1514 nucleotides long. RefSeq names its product zona pellucida sperm-binding protein 3-like. The coding region runs from base 22 to 1383 and encodes 453 amino acids. Gene Ontology annotation, cellular component: extracellular matrix. NCBI's taxonomy places the organism in Eukaryota, Metazoa, Chordata, Testudines, Geoemydidae. The record is from RefSeq and is a predicted model, not a curated record. Gene Ontology annotation, biological process: egg coat formation; positive regulation of acrosome reaction; binding of sperm to zona pellucida. The transcript has 9 exons. Gene Ontology annotation, molecular function: acrosin binding.
CCAGAGCAGCAGGUUCCAUCCAUGUUGGGUCUGCUGCAAGUAGGCAGGAUGGGGUAUAGAGGCAGCCUUGGCUUUGUUCUCUUGUGCUGGGUGGUCAAUGGGGUGACCAGUUACAAUCCCUGGGAUUUCUCUAGGAGGGACUCAGCCAUCUGGAGACCCACCCCUAGGGCUGAGUCCCCUCACAGAGAAGCCCAUGUGCCUUCUCUUGCCCAGCCCUAUCCCUGGGCUCAUGCUACCCAGCCCAGAGCUGUGUCCCUGCAGCAACCUGUCAUGCUGCAGUGUGAGGCGGCUCAGCUGGUGAUCACUGUGCACAGGGAUCUGUUUGGGAUGGGGAGACUGAUCAAAGCUGCUGAGCUGAGCCUUGGCCCAGCUGCCUGCCAGUACACGUCCCUUAAUGCUGCGGAGAACACAGUGACCUUUGUAGCUGGGCUCCAUGAAUGUGGCAGCACCUUGCAGGUGACCCCAGACUCCCUGGUUUACAGCACAAGCCUGAACUAUAACCCCACCCCUGCCAGCAACCCAAUGAUCCUAAGAACCAAUCCAGCUGUGAUUCCCAUUGAGUGUCACUAUCCCAGGAAGGACAAUGUGAGCAGUAAAGCCAUCAAGCCAACCUGGGUUCCUUUCAGCUCCACCCUGUCUGCAGAGGAGAGGCUGGGUUUCUCCUUGCGUCUGAUGAAUGAUGACUGGAGUGCUGAGAGACUCUCCAGUGGAUUCCAGCUGGGGGAGGUCAUGCAUAUCCAAGCUGAUGUCAGCACUGGAAACCAUGUGGCUCUGAGGCUCUUUGUGGACAGCUGUGUGGCCACCCUGACCCCAGACAGGGACUCCUCUCCCCGCUAUGCUGUCAUUGACUUCAAUGGAUGCUUGGUGGAUGGGAAGUCAGAUGACACCACCUCAGCCUUCAUAUCGCCCAGGCCCAGGCAGGACACACUGCAAUUUAUGGUGGACGUGUUCAGGUUUGCAGGAGAUGCCAGAAACUUGAUCUACAUCACCUGUCAUCUGAAAGUCACUGCAGCUGAGCAAGCCCCAGAUCCCUUGAACAAGGCUUGUUCCUUCAACAAAGCAGGCAACAUCUGGUUUCCAGUGGAAGGCACCAAAGACAUCUGCAGGUGCUGUGAGACUGGGAACUGUGGUUUGCUUGGAAGACAGUCCAGGAGAGCAAAGUCUUUGAAUAGAUGGCCAGGAGAGCACUUCCAAAGACAUGUGGUUUCCAGACAUGGGAUUAUUUCCAGGAGGGAAGCAGAAGCUGAUGUUGUAGUAGGACCCCUAUUCAUCAUGGAUGCCUAUAAAGGAUCUGCUAUGAUGUCCCUGGAUCCAGUAGAAGCAGGGAAGGCAGCCUCCCACAGGAGAUGGCACCAGAGGGGGCAGGAGAGAAGGCUUGGCUGAGGCUGACCAUGGUGGCUGCAUAGGUUUUUACCUACUUUUUAGGGGGCCUCCUCCAUAUCCAGCUGCCUCAGUUUCAUUAUGGGAGCUGUUGUGGGAGCUGAACCUUCUGUAUAAUGUAGAAUAAAACCCCU